This is a messenger RNA of Orbilia oligospora ATCC 24927, 702 nucleotides long. RefSeq lists its product as uncharacterized. The transcript is spliced from 3 exons. The coding region runs from base 1 to 702 and encodes 233 amino acids. Gene Ontology annotation, cellular component: cytoplasm; membrane. NCBI's taxonomy places the organism in Eukaryota, Fungi, Ascomycota, Orbiliomycetes, Orbiliales, Orbiliaceae. The record is from RefSeq and is a predicted model, not a curated record.
AUGGCAAGAUUCAUUGCCGUCUUCAAUGAGUCCUUCGAAAAGCGACCAAUCCUAACAAUGAUGAUUUCAAAUGCCGUCCUAAACAGUAUAGCAGAUACCGUCGCUCAAACCAUCACUAUAGUUCGUGAACGAGCCCUCCGAAAGCCCACGGGCCCGGAACUCCCACAGGACCGAGUCGCCAUUGAAAUCGGUGAAUUGGACAAUAAACUCCCAGAUGCACUACACAAAGGCGAAUUGAUACCACGGACCGACUUCCUGCCCCCACCAUUUGAAUUCGAAAGGCUAGCGAGAUUCGCGUUUUGGGGAUUUGUGAUGGCACCAGCGCAAUUUACGUGGUUUAAGUUUCUGGGAAAGACGUUUCCUAUUCCACCCAAUUCGACGGCUAUGGUCCCGGCUCUGAAGAGGGUGGCAUGUGACCAACUUAUAUUCGCUCCGGUGGGGUUGGCCGGGUUCUUUACAUUCAUGACAAUUGCAGAAGGCGGCGAUAAAAAAGCAGUUCAGAACAAAUUCUCAAAUGUUUAUAUGCCAGCGCUCCGAUCCAACUAUAUUCUCUGGCCAGCGGUUCAAAUCAUCAACUUCAGGUUCAUGCCACUUCAAUUCCAACUUCCCUUUGCUUCGUCAGUCGGUAUCCUGUGGACCACAUAUCUUUCGUUGACAAAUAGCGCAGCGGACGCUUCGGAAGAAGACGACUUCCUACCAUAA